Molecule: messenger RNA, 1359 nt
Organism: Talaromyces rugulosus
Lineage: Eukaryota; Fungi; Ascomycota; Eurotiomycetes; Eurotiales; Trichocomaceae
Exons: 4
Coding region: 1-1359 (452 amino acids)
Cellular component (GO): cytosol
Molecular function (GO): pyridoxal phosphate binding; transaminase activity
Source: RefSeq, a predicted model, not a curated record
AUGGCAUCAAGCUCUGCUGCCCUGCAUCGCCACCUCCACCAUGUGCCUUUCAUGGCAUCCUCUGGCCAAGGGAGCUACAUUAUACUGGAAGAUGGCCGGCGUAUUCUCGAUGCCACGGGGGGUGCUGCCGUCUCCUGUCUGGGGCAUGGCAAUGAAGAAGUCAAAGAGGCCAUGAUCAAGCAGAUCGGCCAAUUGUCAUAUUGCCAUACCGCAUUCUUUUCCAUCAAGCCAUUUGAGGAGUUAGCCGAUUUCCUAAAAGCCUCUACAGGUGGCCGCAUGAGCAAGGUGUAUAUCGUUGGGUCCGGCUCCGAGGCAAUGGAAGCAGCAAUGAAGUUAUCUAGACAGUAUUACCUAGAACUCGCCACCCCUCAACCCCAACGCACAAAAUUCAUUGCGCGAAAGCAGUCAUAUCACGGUAUAACCCUUGGCGCGUUGUCCAUGAGCGGUCACACAUUUCGACGUGAACCCUUUGAACCUAUUCUCCUCCCAAACGUCUCUCACAUUUCCCCCUGCAAUACCUACCGUGGCCGUGGGGAUGGUGAAUCAGAUGCGGAGUAUGUGACUCGUCUUGCAAAUGAGCUAGACGCCGAGUUCCAGCGUCUCGGGCCAAACACUGUCUGUGCAUUUGUUGCCGAACCUGUUGUCGGUGCUGCAAUGGGAUGCGUCCCGUCUGUUCCCGGCUAUUUCAAAGCCGUGAAAUCCGUCUGCGACAAGUACGGCGCUCUCUUCAUCCUCGACGAAGUCAUGUCCGGCAUGGGUCGUUGCGGAACCUUGCAUGCAUGGGAACAAGAAGAUGUCGUUCCUGACAUGCAGGCAAUUGGCAAGGGUCUCGGCGGCGGCUAUGCGCCCGUUGCCGGUCUACUGAUAGGCGAAAAAGUUGUUGAUGCGUUGGACAAAGGCACUGGUAGCUUUAGGCAUGGCCAGACGUAUCAAGGACAUCCCGUGUCAUCGGCUGCUGCUUUGGCUGUGCAGAGUGUUAUACAGAAAGAAAAUCUACUUGAUAAUGUCAAAGUCAUGGGUGGUUUGCUGCAGACCGAAUUGGAGCGAAGGUUAUCUAACCACCCUCACGUGGGAAAUAUUCGUGGCAAGGGGUUGUUUUGGGGCGUUGAAUUCGUCAAGGACAAAGCUACAAAAGAGCCGUUCGACCAUAAACUAGGUCUUGCAUUUCGAAUCCAAGACAAGGGCUUGACACCUGACUACGGCAUUUCGCUAUACGGAGGACAGGGUACAGCCGAUGGGGUGCGAGGCGACCAUAUCUUGCUCGCACCACCUUAUAAUACUACGAGAGAAGAAAUUAUGUUGAUUGCAGAACUCGUGCAAAAAGUUGUAGAGGAUACUUUUGCCGAAAAUGAUGGUUGA